AUGCCCCCUACAUUUGCUGGAAAGGUUGAUACGGACGCUUACAUAACAUGGGAAAAGCGUAUGGAGUAUAUCUUUGAAUACUACAGGUACUCCGAGGCUAGGAAGAUCGCCCUAGUAGCUGCUCAACUGACCGACAAUGCCUUAGCCUGGUGGGAUCGAGACGUUGCCAAGGCCGGUCCAGUAUGGAGAGCCCACACCUGGGCUGAGAUGAGAACUAAGCUCCGUGGCAGGUACAUUCCCUCAUACUAUAAGCGGGACUUACUAAAACGUUUCCGUAAGUUGUCUCAGGGUACUAAAUCUGUGGAGGAGUAUUUCGAGGAGUUUGAGUCUCUUCGACAAAAGCUGGAAGUUGAGGAGCCGGAACCGUCCCUGAUGUCCCAGUUCCUAGACGGUUUACAUGACCGGAUUGCCCGCAAGGUGGAGAGGCAGCCGUAUGAAGACAUCCAGGACUUGCUACACUAUGCUAUCAUGGCGGAGCAACAUAUCAAGCGGAAGACCGCGUCCACCAGCCGAAGUAAGCCCACAUGGACGACACUAGCCGCCAAGACCGUAGAUAAGGGCAAGGCGAUUGAGAUAGAAAGCCGGUACAAGAAGAAUCAGUCCGAACAGUCCGGAACAAACCAGACAGACCAAGGUAAAACACAGGCCCAAAACUUAAGAACUCGUGAUAUUGUUUGUUAUAAGUGUCAGGGCAAAGGACAUUAUGCUAGAGACUGUCCAAACAAGCGAGUGAUGGUCCUUAAGGCCGAUGGAGAGUAUGAGUCCCAAGAUGAGGCCGAGGUAGGAGCUGUUGUGUCCGAUGAAGAGGUGACUGACUAUCCAGAGACUGGCGAGUUACUUGUGACCAGGAGAGCCCUUAGUGCCCUCUUUGAUCCCGAGACUAUCCAGAGAGAGAACAUCUUUCACACAAGAUGCAGUGUGGAACAAAAGGUAUGCAGCCUUAUAAUAGAUGGUGGUUCUUGUACUAACGUGGCCAGCAAGUAUCUUGUUGAUAAGCUAGGUCUAAUCAAGACUCCACACCCGCUGCCAUACCGCCUUAAAUGGCUCAAUGAUGAAACCGAGCUUAAGAUAGCUGAGCAAGUGGCGGUAUCCUUCAGCAUUGGCAAGUACCAUGAUGAGGUCAAGUGUGACGUUGUUCCAAUGCAAUCCGGCCACUUACUCCUAGGCAGGCCAUGGCAGUUUGACAAAGAGACCAUUCACCAUGGUCGGACCAAUGUGUACAGCUUCAGCCACAACAACAAGAAGCACAAUCUCACGCCCAUUAGUCCGCAAGAGGUACAUGAAAUGCAAAAGGCUAUGGAUCAGGCCAGUAAGGUCUGGAAGUCCAAGAGCUCCCACCUGAGGUGCAGAACCUCAUGGAUAGGUACAAGGAGGUGUUUACCUCCCAUCCGAGGGAUCGAGCAUCAGAUCGAUCUCGUGCCCGGUGCUCCGCUACCAAACCGAGCCGCUUACCGAGUCAGCCCUGAGGAGGCCAAGGAGUUGGAAAAGCAAGUUCGAGACCUCAUGGGAAAAGGAUAUAUCCGGGAGAGCCUAAGCCCGUGUGCCGUUCCAGUCCUGCUAGUCCCCAAGAAAGAUGGAACUUGGCGGAUGAGUGGAUACCAUCAAGUUCGCAUGAAGGAAGGGGACGAGUGGAAGACUGCUUUCAAGACCAAGCAAGGUCUGUACGAAUGGCUUGUGAUGCCGUUCGGCCUCACUAAUGCGCCAAGUACCUUCAUGAGACUCAUGAACCAGGUCCUAAGGCCAUACAUCAGUAAGUUUGUAGUGGUCUACUUUGAUGUCAUCUUGAUCUACAGUCAGUGUCUAACCGAUCAUGUUGGACAUCUAGAACAUGUACUAAAGGUUGAUGAAGAGAAGAUCAAGGCGUUCGAGGAGUGGCCUACCCCGUCCACCAUUGGCCAUGUCCGAAGCUUCCACGGCUUGGCUAGCUUCUAUAUGCGUUUUGUGAAAGACUUCAGUACCAUUGCUGCUCCCAUGACCUUGGUGAUUAAGAAGAACGUAUCUUUCACUUGGGGACCAGCCCAAGAAGGGUCUUUCAAUAAACUCAAAUAUAGUUUGACACAUGCACCCGUCCUUACUCUUCCUAACUUUGAUAAACCUUUUGAGAUUGAGUGUGAUGCAUCAGGAACAGGGAUAGGAGCUGUGUUGACCCAAGGAGGCCGGCCUGUGGCCUUCUUCAGUGGGAAAUUGAGUGGAGCUGCCCUCAAUUAUCCCACCUAUGAUAAAGAGCCUUAUGCUCUAGUAAGAUCAUGA
This is a messenger RNA of Brassica napus (rape), 2250 nucleotides long. RefSeq lists its product as uncharacterized. The record is from RefSeq and is a predicted model, not a curated record. The transcript is spliced from 5 exons. NCBI's taxonomy places the organism in Eukaryota, Viridiplantae, Streptophyta, Magnoliopsida, Brassicales, Brassicaceae. Gene Ontology annotation, molecular function: zinc ion binding; nucleic acid binding. The coding region runs from base 1 to 2250 and encodes 749 amino acids.